AUGUCUUCUUCUUCUUCUUCUUCCUCCUCCUCUCGCACCCCUUCCGGACAGGAGGGCCACGGUUCGGCAUCUCGAUCUCAAGCCCCCCCUGCAAGCCCCAGCGCGCCGCCGCCGCCGCUCAACAACGCCAUCGACAACGCCAACGCCAACGCCAACGUCGACGAUGACCAGGAGCAGCACAACAGACAGCUGCGGAUGCGCGUCGUCGCCCAGGCUUAUCUGGACCGUGUGCUCGAGGGGGACGCGCAGGCCAAGGACAAGGAAGAGGCGGCGGCGGCGAAGAAGGCGCGCGAGGAGGACGACGACGCCGCCGCCGUCCGGGCUAGCGGGCUGCUUGUCGACGACGAGCUCGAGCAGGUUAAGGGCGAGCUGGCCGACUCGUACAGUACGAACGCGACGCUCAGCGCCGAGGUAUGGGCCUCGCAGAACCGUAUCCUAGCCUUGGAGGCCGAAGUGCGUGGCGCCAACGCCCCGGCUCAGCGACGGCCGAGGGCCGAGCUGAAGGAGGCGCGCGUGCGAAGAACGCCAACCUCGCUGCUGAUCUGGCGGGGCGCCGCGGAAUGGCUUCUCAAGGAUAGGGACGCUAGAAUCGAGGCUCUGAAGGCAAAGCUUACCCGCCUCGCGAUUAAGCAGAGCCGCGCCGAGGCCGUUGUUGCUAGGAGGAACACUGCCAGCUUCGACUUUCUAUCAUCAGACGACCUCGCCAUCACCUUGUUCGUCCUCGACGAAACCCGUGCUGCAGCGGUCCACUUCGUCGCCACUCACCGCAAGCUUAUGACCAGGAUCCUACCCGUCGUCUGCGCUUUCUUGGUAUGGGUGGUGGCGGUCAGCUUGAUGUACUUCUCGGUCCGCGGCGCGUGA
This is a messenger RNA of Lasiodiplodia theobromae, 861 nucleotides long. RefSeq lists its product as uncharacterized. The record is from RefSeq and is a predicted model, not a curated record. The transcript has 2 exons. Bases 1 to 861 code for a protein of 286 amino acids. NCBI's taxonomy places the organism in Eukaryota, Fungi, Ascomycota, Dothideomycetes, Botryosphaeriales, Botryosphaeriaceae.